AUGCCCUCGGUCAAAGCCCAAUCUCCCAACGGUGGAGUUGGUCUGCGCGGGAGCGAGGGAUUGUUGGCGCGAAAGCUGGAGUAUCAACUGCGAGAGCGAGAGAAGAGAAAGGAAAAGAAGAACAAGGAAGAAGAGAAGGUUAACAACAGCAGCAACAGUGAUAACAACAACAAUGACAACACCACUGGGUUCAACAAAGAGGAUAGUGAGGCAAACGGGAGAGGCAACAAGUUCAAGCUCAACGUGAACGCGCCCGAGUUCGUGCCCCGAUCAUCGUCGGCUUCUCCGGGAAUGCCGCUGAGCACCGGUUACUUCUACCCCUACCUCCAGUUCCCCCCCGGUGGGGCCGGGGCUGCGGUCGCGCCUGACUGGGUCUACUUUGCCGAUCAUGAUCCGAUUCUCUUCGCGCCCGAUUUCCACGCCAAGAUCAAUCCCGCGCAGUUCAAGAGCAGUGCCGACAUCGUUCAGAAGAUCGUCAAGCAGGUGGAGUAUCAAUUCAGUGACACAAACUUGGUUGCAAAUGAUUUCUUAAUGAAGAUUAUGAACAAAGAUCCUGAUGGCUAUGUGCCAAUGUCUGUUAUUGCAUCUUGGAAGAAAAUAAAGUCGCUUGGCGCGAGCAAUCAUAUGCUUGUUAAAGCACUUCGGACCUCAACGAAGCUUCUUGUUAGUGAAGACGGUAAGAAGAUUAAGCGCAAGCAGCUUUUUACCGAAAGGGAUAAAGAGGAAUUGCAGUCCCGUACUGUCAUCGUGGAGAAUCUGCCUGAGGAUUACUCUCGUCAGAAUCUGGAAAAGAUAUUUGGUGCCAUAGGGAGAGUGAAGAACAUCCGAAUAUGCCACCCACCGGAACCCAAUUCUGCGAGGUCUUCAAAUAGUGAUGUGCUAAUAAGCAACAAGGUGCAUGCAUUUGUGGAGUAUGAGACAACUGAUCAAGCUGAUAAAGCAGUCGAGAAGCUAAAUGACGAAAGGAAUUGGCGAAAAGGUCUCCGUGUCCGCACGAUGCUCAGACGCUCGCCAAGAUCGGUAAUAAGAAGCAGAAGGCCUGAGUACGAUCAUUUCGAUAUAAAUUCCGAAGACGAAAAGUCACCACCAUCUCAAUCAUCUACAGCAAUUGACAAUUUGCUUGAUCAAAGUAAUGAAGAAAACCAGUAUGGCAUGAAGAAAGCAUGGGGGAGAGGCAGGAUGAAGAUGCAGGUACCACCUCAAAAUAUCAAUGGUCGUGGCGUGCUAUCACAGUCCCCACAAUCGCCAAACUACGGCCUUCCCGAAUCUCCGAGCACCAAACAAGGUCCACGAAUGCCGGAUGGCACACGUGGGUUUACUCUGGGGCGAGGGAAGCCACUUACGUCGCUAUUAGGAUGCUUACAACUACCGUCGGCUGUUCUUGCUUCUCCUGCUCAGCUGUGAUUGUUGGUAUUCUUGUUAUUGGGGCAAGAAGUAUUCGUCAAUUAUUUUUAAUUCUCCAACAUGCAUUAUGUUUCUUUACUUUCUAAAGUUCGGUAUUUCUUGUCAUUGUUGUUCAAUUAUUCUUAUUAAUAUUUGU
Molecule: messenger RNA, 1540 nt
Organism: Ananas comosus (pineapple)
Lineage: Eukaryota; Viridiplantae; Streptophyta; Magnoliopsida; Poales; Bromeliaceae
Product: la-related protein 6C-like
Exons: 11
Coding region: 1-1404 (467 amino acids)
Biological process (GO): RNA processing
Cellular component (GO): nucleus
Molecular function (GO): mRNA binding
Source: RefSeq, a predicted model, not a curated record